AUGGUCACAAUUUUGUAUCCUUUGCAUUUAUCUGUGUUAAUUUUCCGCAAUGAUAAAGUAGCAGAUGACAUAAAGAAUUUGGCAAUUUCCGUAACUACUAUUGCUUGCAGUAUUAAAUUCAUGAGCUUUGCCGUCAAUUUGAAGAAAAUGCUAGAAAUUGAAAAAAUAUUGGAUAAAUUGGAUGCACGUAUCACGAGUACAGAGGAACAUUAUUUUUACCAUAACAAAUUGAACAAAAAAUUAAAAAUAAUAAUAAAAACAUUCGCACUCGUUUACGCAGCUGUAGCUCUUACUGCUGAAAUGACCGCAGUUAUUGGUCAAGAAAGGAUACUGCUCUACCCGGGUUGGUUUCCAUUUGAUUGGAAAACCUCUAAUGUGAAGUAUUUACUUGCACACUCAUAUCAGUUUGUGGGUAUAUGUAUCGCGAUAGCUCAGAAUUAUGCCAAUGAAACCAUACCUGUAAUAUUACUCUGCUUACUAACUGUCCAUAUCAAGCUACUCGCAAUACGUAUCUCAAAGUGCUGCGAUUCUAGUGAUAAUCUGCGAGAAAAUGAACGCGAAUUUCUAUGUUGCAUUCAAGAUCAAAUAAAUCUUUAUAAACUUUGCGAUUUACUUGAGGAACUCAUCGCUUUUCCAAUGUUUGUGCAAAUCACGGUAUCUGCAGUCAACAUUUGUGUAGCUAUGGCCGCUUUGCUAUUUUAUCUUAACGACUAUUUUAACAGAGUCUACUACUUUGUCUAUAUCUGUGCGAUGAUUUUACAAAUCUUUCCGACUUGUUAUUUCAGCACUGAUUUUCAACUGAUGUUCGAUAAGCUGCCGUAUGCUGCUUUCUCAAGCAAAUGGUUUGACCAAACUGAAAAGUAUAAAAAGCACAUGAUUUUGUUUACGGAACGAGCUCUAAUGAAAAGGCCUAUCCUAGCUGGUAGAAUACUGCAACUAGAUUUAAAUACUUACAUCGCGGCUUGUAAAGCUACUUAUUCCUUGUUUGCAGUUUUCUUAAAGUUAAAAGGUUAG
Teleopsis dalmanni is the source of this 1014-nucleotide messenger RNA. RefSeq names its product odorant receptor 59a-like. Gene Ontology annotation, cellular component: plasma membrane. Gene Ontology annotation, molecular function: olfactory receptor activity; odorant binding. The coding region runs from base 1 to 1014 and encodes 337 amino acids. NCBI's taxonomy places the organism in Eukaryota, Metazoa, Arthropoda, Insecta, Diptera, Diopsidae. Gene Ontology annotation, biological process: detection of chemical stimulus involved in sensory perception of smell; sensory perception of smell. The transcript is spliced from 2 exons. The record is from RefSeq and is a predicted model, not a curated record.